CUAGUCGCUGAUCGAUCCACAUUUGACCAUCUAAGACCAAAAUGGUGAAAGUGAACUGACGAGAAAAAGCAUCUCGAAUUUUGGGAGAAUUUAAACGUACUUGAAUUUUGGGAGAAUUUAAAAGCACUUCAAAUUUAGAUCCCAGGAAGGGGUGGGAUUUCCUUCCUUUUGGUUCAUGCGUUUUGCGCACAGUCAGUGUGCUGUUAUAUCUACGACAUCAGCCUUGUGAAGCCCUCAGUAUCUGGGACUCAUUGGUUGCAGUGUGACUGUGCAUGGACUGGCAGACUCCUGUGAACCGCAGUGUAAAGGGUUCUCGUUUAUGUGACUCCAAAAGGGCACAUCCUGCGGCCUUUAGAUGAACUUUGAGCAACCUCCUCCGUACCCAGGGCCUGGGCCCUCUGCCCCGGGAUACCCCUCUGCCCCAGGUUACCCCACCCAGGGGUACGCCGGCCAGGGCUACCCCACGCAGGCGUACCCUCCCCAGGGGUACCCCGCCUACACGGAGCAGCCCAACCAGGGCUUCUCCAACUUCCACCCGGGGGCGGGGGAACCCUACGCCCCCCAGCCGGGGUACCAGGGGUACGGCCCCGGGCCCCACCCUCAGUACAACUGGCAGAAUGCCCCCCCGGUGGGCCCCGUGUAUGGAGAGCCCCCCAAAAACACAGUGUACAUGGUGGAUGACGGCCGGCGAGGCGGUUCGAUGGAUGGCACCUGUCUCACGGCCUGCUGGACGGCCCUCUGCUGCUGCUGCCUGCUGGACAUGCUCACCUAAUGACCCCACUGUGACCCCUCUGUGACCUCCUGACCUCUGAUCCUCCAAGGUCAUCCACAGCCCCAAAGAUGGUUUGGAACGGACAAAUAUUCCAUUUUUAUUUUAUUUUUAUUUUUUGCUAUUGAUUUACUUAUGAGAUGGGGGAUGCUAUUUCAGAUACUCUCCCAAGCAAUGAACAUCAAAAGCUUUUUUUGCAGGAGACCAAAUGCAACAAAUUUCAAAAUUAUAAUUGUGACAUUAAUUUAUAUGUAUUUACUUAGGAGUUAUUGUCAAAAGUUCUAAGAUUAUAGAAUGUUUUUCUCCUGAAUAAUUUCUGGGUUUAAGGUCUGCUGGAACUGAAGGUGUUUUUAAGUUAAAUAUUUUAAAUGAAACUAAAACAAUUUAAUAAAUGAUAUGUAAUACAUAUACAUAUAUAAUUACAUUGGUUGUAUUUUUGGGGGGUGUUGGCAAUCUCACGGUUUCAUAUUAGCGAUAUUAGGGGUUCUCUAAAAAUAUUUGAAUGCUGCUUUAAUCUUUUUAUAUUUACAUUCCUACAAAAGCAAAUAAUGCCAUAUGUAAUGCCACACAUAUAACUACACUGGAAUAAAGAGGCUGUUGUUUUCAUGA
This is a messenger RNA of Conger conger (European conger), 1378 nucleotides long. RefSeq names its product cysteine-rich and transmembrane domain-containing protein 1. Gene Ontology annotation, cellular component: extracellular exosome. The transcript has 3 exons. The record is from RefSeq and is a predicted model, not a curated record. NCBI's taxonomy places the organism in Eukaryota, Metazoa, Chordata, Actinopteri, Anguilliformes, Congridae. Bases 356 to 772 code for a protein of 138 amino acids.